Molecule: messenger RNA, 1923 nt
Organism: Rhinichthys klamathensis goyatoka
Lineage: Eukaryota; Metazoa; Chordata; Actinopteri; Cypriniformes; Leuciscidae
Gene: cyp19a1b
Product: brain aromatase
Exons: 10
Coding region: 130-1656 (508 amino acids)
Molecular function (GO): monooxygenase activity; heme binding; oxidoreductase activity, acting on paired donors, with incorporation or reduction of molecular oxygen
Source: RefSeq, a predicted model, not a curated record
AUAUAUUGGGGUAAAGCUACUGAACUUCGGAAUGAUGGGAGCAUGCAAACGGCAAGACUGAGCUACUGAACGGCACAUUUAGAAAUGAAACGGAUGCCGAUCUAAAGAGGUGCACCUGUAGAUGACUUGAUGAUGGAGCAGGUCAUGGAGGGAACGGUAAACAUCGCCGCUGCGGUGCAGGGAACGUUACUGGUGCUGAUGGGAACGUUACUGCUGAUUCUGCUGCACAGAAUAUUUAGAGCCAAGAACUGGAAGAACCAAUCAGCAGUCCCAGGUCCUGGCUGGUGGUUGGGUCUCGGCCCGGUUCUGAGCUACAGUAGGUUCCUGUGGAUGGGGAUUGGCACUGCAUGCAACUACUACAACGAAAAAUAUGGCAGCAUUGCUCGGGUUUGGAUCAAUGGAGAAGAGACCGUUAUACUCAGCAAGUCCUCCGCCGUGUAUCAUGUUCUGAAGAGCAAUAAUUACAUCGGGAGGUUUGCCAGUACUAAAGGUCUGCAGUGCAUUGGCAUGUUUGAACAAGGCAUCAUCUUCAACAGCAACAUCACACUGUGGAAGAAAGUGAGAACAUAUUUCACCAAAGCUCUUACAGGUCCAGGUCUCCAGAAGUCAGUAGAUGUGUGUGUCAGCGCCACCAACAAACAGCUCGACGUCCUGCAGGAGUUCACGGACUGCUCGGGACACGUGGACGUGCUCAAUCUUCUGCGCUGUAUUGUGGUGGACGUUUCCAAUAGACUCUUCCUAAAAAUCCCACUGAGCGAGAAAGACUUGCUGAUAAAGAUCCAUCGGUAUUUCAGUACCUGGCAGACAGUUCUCAUACAGCCAGAUGUUUUCUUCAGACUGGACUUUGUGUACAAAAAACACCACCUGGCAGCAAAAGAGCUGCAGGAUGAAAUGGAAAAGCUUGUGGAGCAGAAGCGACAGGCCAUCAAUAACACGGAGAAGCUGGAUGAGACGGACUUCGCAACGGAGCUUAUAUUUGCUCAGAACCACGGCGAGCUGUGUGCGGAUGACGUGAGGCAGUGUGUGCUGGAGAUGGUGAUCGCCGCUCCAGACACGCUCUCCAUCAGUCUGUUCUUCAUGCUUCUGCUACUGAAGCAGAACUCUGCCGUGGAAGAGCAGAUAGUACAGGAGAUACGGUCUCAGAUAGGUGAGCGGGACGUACAGUCGGCCGACCUGCAGAACCUGAACGUACUAGAGCGCUUCAUCAAGGAGUCUCUGAGGUUCCAUCCGGUGGUGGACUUCAUCAUGAGACGGGCUCUGGAGGAUGACCACAUCGAUGGCUACCGGGUGGCAAAGGGGACAAACCUCAUCCUGAACAUCGGACGCAUGCACAAGUCUGAGUUCUUCAAAAAACCCAAUGAAUUCAACUUGGAGAACUUUGAGAACAGCGUUCCCAGUCGUUACUUCCAGCCGUUCGGCUGCGGCCCGCGGGCCUGUGUUGGGAAGCACAUAGCCAUGGCUAUGACGAAGGCCAUCCUGGUGACUCUGUUGUCGAGGUUCACGGUUUGUCCUCGUCACGGCUGCACCAUCAGCACCAUCAAACAGACCAACAACCUCUCCAUGCAGCCCGUAGAAGAGGAUCCCGACUGCCUGGCCAUGCGCUUCAUCCCACGAGCUCCGAACAUCAGCGGAGAAACAACGGACAGCCAAACCUGAAAGCGACAGACGCAAAUCACAUACUAGUCAUUUCUUCCAUUUACUAUUUUGAUAUACCGAAGAAAAAAAGUAAUUUCCUUUUACCUAAAAGCUUUACACUGGGUCGUCACAUUAAGAUCACGUUACUAUUUUUUUUUUAGGGAAUUUGACUUAAUAAACACAAACUUCAGUUGAACUUACCUCAAACUUAAUGUCGGAAACAAGUAGGCCUGCGGUAAAGUCACACACAGGUAAUAUAUGGAUGUCAACAUAGAUAUAAUGACUUUG